This is a messenger RNA of Anolis sagrei ordinatus, 4202 nucleotides long. RefSeq names its product potassium voltage-gated channel subfamily Q member 2 (gene KCNQ2). The record is from RefSeq and is a predicted model, not a curated record. Gene Ontology annotation, biological process: potassium ion transmembrane transport. Lineage: Eukaryota; Metazoa; Chordata; Lepidosauria; Squamata; Anolidae. Gene Ontology annotation, molecular function: voltage-gated potassium channel activity. Gene Ontology annotation, cellular component: voltage-gated potassium channel complex; membrane.
AGGAGGGAGGGAGAAAGAGAGAGAACGGGAGGCAGAAGGAGCCGCGGAACGGAUUGCAGCCGGCUGCUGCUUGGCGAAGGAAGGCGAGGCGUCGGCAGGCAGCAUCCUCAUCAUCCUCCUCCCGGAGGGGGUCCUCUUCCUUCCCCCGCUUUCGCGAUGCCGCAGCCCCCUCCGGGAGGGGGUCGCCCCUCUUUCCCUGCGAGGCCGCCUUGGCGAGGACGACCCCGGCCCCUCCGAUGAGAAAGAUCCGCAGCCAUAGCACCCCCUCCUCCUCUUCCUCUUCCUCCUCCUCCUCCUCCUCCUCCUCCGCAGGAUGGUGCAGAAGUCGCGCAACGGCGGCGUGGGCUACCCGGGCGCCUCCUCGGGCGAGAAGAAGCUGAAGGUGGGCUUCGUGGGGCUGGACGCCGGCCCUCCGGACUCCACCCGCGACGGGGCGCUGCUCAUCGCCGGCUCCGAGGCAGGCGAGGGCGGGGGGCGAGGCGGGCUGGGCGGAGGGGGCGGCGGAGGAGGGGGCUCCAAGCGGGGCUCCAUCCUCAGCAAGCCCCGCUCCGCCGUCUCCGGAGGGAAGCCCCCCAAGAGGAACGCCUUCUACCGCAAGCUCCAGAAUUUCCUCUACAACGUGCUGGAGAGGCCCCGCGGGUGGGCCUUCAUCUACCACGCUUACGUUUUUCUACUGGUUUUCUCCUGCUUGGUGCUCUCUGUCUUUUCUACUAUUGAUGACUAUGAGGCGAGUUCUGAAGGUGCCCUCUAUAUUCUGGAAAUAGUCACCAUUGUGGUCUUCGGUGUGGAGUAUUUUGUCAGGAUCUGGGCUGCUGGUUGCUGCUGCCGAUAUCGGGGCUGGAGGGGAAGGUUGAAAUUUGCCCGCAAACCCUUUUGUGUCAUCGACAUCAUGGUGUUAAUCGCCUCCAUUGCCGUGUUGGCUGCUGGGUCCCAGGGGAAUGUCUUUGCUACUUCUGCACUCAGGAGUUUGCGGUUUCUGCAGAUCUUGCGGAUGAUACGGAUGGACCGGAGGGGAGGCACUUGGAAGCUGUUGGGAUCAGUAGUGUAUGCCCAUAGCAAGGAGCUGAUCACUGCCUGGUACAUUGGUUUCCUUUGCCUCAUCUUAGCCUCUUUCCUGGUCUACUUGGCUGAGAAGGGUGAAAACGAGCACUUUGACACCUAUGCAGAUGCCCUGUGGUGGGGCCUGAUUACACUGACCACUAUUGGCUAUGGGGACAAGUAUCCACAGACAUGGAACGGACGCCUCCUUGCAGCCACUUUUACCCUGAUCGGGGUGUCCUUUUUUGCCCUCCCUGCUGGCAUCCUAGGUUCUGGAUUUGCUCUGAAGGUUCAAGAACAACAUCGUCAAAAGCAUUUUGAGAAGAGGAGGAAUCCUGCAGCCGGCCUGAUUCAGGCUGCAUGGAGGUUUUAUGCCACCAACCUCAGCCGCACGGAUCUGCAUUCCACUUGGAAUUACUACGAGAGAACAGUCACUGUUCCGAUGUACAGCUCACAAACGCAAAGCUAUGGUGCUUCCAGACUCAUCCCUCCUUUGAACCAGCUGGAACUCCUGAGGAACCUGAAGAGCAAAUCGGGAUUGACAUUCAGGAAAGAGCAACAGCCUGAGCCAUCUCCAAGUCAAAAGGUCAGCUUGAAAGAUCGUGUCUUCUCCAGCCCCCGAGGUGCAGCCACCAAAGGGAAAGGUUCUCCUCAGGCCCCAGGGAUCCGGCGAUCCCCCAGUGCGGACCAGAGCAUUGAUGACAGCCCAAGUAAAGUCCCCAAGAGCUGGAGCUUUGGAGACCGAAGCCGAGCCCGGCAAGCCUUCCGCAUCAAGGGAGCUUCAUCCCGGCAAAAUUCAGAAGACGCAGGCCUUCCUGGAGAAGAUAUGGGAGAUCCUGACAACAAGAGCUGCAACUGUGAAUUUGUGACAGAAGAUCUGACCCCAGGCCUUAAACUCAGCAUCAGGGCAGUGUGUGUGAUGAGAUUUCUGGUUUCAAAACGGAAGUUCAAGGAGAGCCUGCGGCCCUAUGACGUAAUGGAUGUCAUAGAACAGUACUCGGCAGGACAUUUGGAUAUGCUUUCCAGGAUCAAAAACCUUCAAUCCAGGAUAGAUAUGAUUGUGGGUCCCCCGCCCCCUUCAACUCCCCGGCAUAAGAAGUAUUCAACUAAAGGAUCCUCACCCCAAUACUCGCCUAGAGUUGACCAGAUUGUUGGGCGAGGGCCAUCUAUGACAGACAAGGACCGAACAAAAGGCUCAGGCGAAGGAGAACAGGAAGAUCCAAGUAUGAUGGGCAGACUCGGAAAGGUAGAAAAACAGGUACAGUCCAUGGAGAAGAAGUUGGACUUCCUAGUGAACAUCUACAUGCAGCGGAUGGGGAUACCUCCAACAGAAACAGAAGCCUACUUUGGGUCCAAGGAACCAGAUCCAGCACCACCUUAUCAUAGCCCAGAAGACAGCCGGGAGCAUAUUGACAAAAAUGGGUGCAUUAUUAAGAUCAUUCGCUCCACAAGUUCCAUGGGACAGAAGAAUUUCUCUGCACCGCCGGCCACAACGGUGCCAAACAACUCAUGCCCCCCUUCCACUUCUUGGCAGCCAUAUACCCGGCAAAGCCACGGAGUCUCUCCGGUUGGUGAACCUGGUUCUUUGGUAAGAAUCCCACCACCACCUUCACACGAGCGCUCUUCGUCUGCCUACGGCGGUGGGCACAGGGCCAGUGCUGAGUACGCAAAGAAUGAAGAUGUUACCGCUAAACAUCCUGAGAGUGCCCUGAGGGAUAGUGACACCUCAAUUUCUAUCCCCUCAGUUGACCAUGAGGAGCUGGAGCGUUCCUUCAGUGGGUUUAGCAUUUCCCAGUCCAAAGAAAAUUUGGACGUCCUUAACAACGGUUGCUAUACCGCUGUAGCCAAAAUCAGACCCUACAUUGCAGAAGGGGAAUCGGACACGGAUUCUGAUCUCUGCACACCCUGCGGGCCCCCACCAAGGUCAGCAACAGGUGAGGGACCUUUCAGUGACAUGGGCUGGUCAACACCUAGACAGUGAAGCAACGGGGCAUCAUCUGAAUGCAACAUGAAGAACAUGGGGCAGCUUUUCCCCAUGCUACACGUCUUCAGAAGACUGUUCUUUGACCUGGAAGCUGUGGGUGUUUCAUCACAGUUUUGCUCUGGGGUUGGGGGAGCAAAUGUUGUGCGCUCUACAGGGAGAAGUCACUGUAGCAAAUAAUUUGAAGCCUUGAAAUGUUUGGAAUUCUUUCGUACUAUCUUUCUAAAGCUGAUAGGUGCACCUAUUAUUAUACAUCAGGGUAGGUAGCUCAAGUUCUUGGUGACCUUUACAGCUAAGAAUGCACAGACAUCACUUGAGAAAGUGGGUCAAAUAAGUUGUGAGAAAACAUUUUUUUUCUUAUAAUAGGUAAUAGCACUGAGCUAUCAGAUCACAUACAAGAUAUACUGGUAUGAGAAAAGAAACAUGCCACUAAUUAUGCCUUGGGAAUGGGGGAAACAAGUCUUUAAGUGGAUUGACAAAUGUGGGUUUAAUGUUAGUUACAGAGAAAUUAGCAGUAGAGACCCAGGCCUGGUUGUACAAUGGAUAGGUUAUAUCCUAAUGGCGCACAGAUGAUGGGCAAAAAUAAAUGUGUUCUUGCAGCACUGGGGAUAGGCCCACAGUUACAAUAGGGGCACCUGAACACAAAGAACAAAGAAGUCUGUGGAAAGCAAGGUUUCUUUUCUUUUUCUUUUAAAUUUACAUCUACAAGAUGGCAUCAAAACAUCUCUUGAUCUGCAUGCUCAAAUGUUUACAUGGCUUUGCACUUGUUUGAACCUUGUUAUCUAAUGCAGGAAAGAAUAAACUCCCUUGGGAGGAUACUCCGUGGGCUUUGGGGGGAAAAGGUGUUUGGAAGCCAAGAAUGGUCUUCUCCAAGAUCACAUCAGUUCACCAGAAUAGGAUCAGGCAGUGCAACCGCUGAAUCAUUCACAUUUAUGUAGCCACAUUUCUAGUAUUUAUUCACAAAAUUUAGAAUGCCUGUUUACACACAACAUGCUGCAGUAUUCACAAGAAAGAGAGGUUAACUGAGGCAUUCUUAGUAUCACCUGUGGAAGCAGCCUAAAGGCAACCGCCCACUGUAAUACUGCCUUGCACCCACUCCAAUAGAAGAUAUACAAGAAGCUUGAGAGUCAUCCAAAAGAUCAGAAGUCUUAUGUUAGAACUCUUGUUGUGAAUGGGAAUUCAC